Rhipicephalus microplus (southern cattle tick) is the source of this 959-nucleotide messenger RNA. Its product is annotated as RNA polymerase III subunit K. The record is from RefSeq and is a predicted model, not a curated record. Gene Ontology annotation, biological process: termination of RNA polymerase III transcription; DNA-templated transcription. Gene Ontology annotation, molecular function: nucleic acid binding; zinc ion binding. Gene Ontology annotation, cellular component: RNA polymerase III complex. NCBI's taxonomy places the organism in Eukaryota, Metazoa, Arthropoda, Arachnida, Ixodida, Ixodidae.
CCGAAGAAAAAUCCAAGCGAAUUCGUGGCUGUUGGCCGACGGGUGCCUGCGUUUAUAUCGUUCCCAUGUUUUCUCGAUAAAUAAUGACGAAUGCGUACACCUUUGAUGGCCUGGUGGUUUUUGGACUCUUGGUGAUUUGCACCUGCGCUUAUAUGCGCAGAGUUCCCCGGCUGAAGCAGUGGUUUCUGUCAGAGAAGAAGGGAUUUUGGGGCGUGUUUUACAAAGCAUCCGUCAUAGGCACAAGACUGCACUUCUUCGUCUCUCUGAGCUGCGUCCUGGCUGGCUGUUACCUGCUCUUCAUUAAGUGAUCAACGAGGAAUUGACUGCCAAGAAGAUGCUUCUCUUUUGCCCAACCUGCUCCAACAUCCUCAUCGUGCAGGACAGCGGCAGCUGCUAUCGGUUUGCUUGCAACACAUGCCCGUACGUACACAACAUCAUGCAGAAGAUGUCAAACCGCAAGUACCCACGGCUCAAGGAUGUUGAUGAUGUGCUCGGAGGCGCAGCUGCAUGGGAGAAUGUGGAUUCAACCGAAGAAAAAUGCCCCAAGUGCAGCCACGAACGUGCCUAUUUCAUGCAGAUUCAGACACGGUCGGCCGAUGAGCCCAUGACUACGUUCUACAAGUGCUGCAGCCCCCAGUGUGGGCAUCAGUGGAGAGACUGACCACCUUCUGUUUCUCUUUUCCUUAUGAAAGGCUGCGGGCAUGCAGCAGCAAUCGGGUUUUUCUACGGUGCGUUUUGCUUGGAAAACAAAAUGAACAUCACACACUUAUGUGUACAAAUGCAUGCUUUUCAAACACAAAAGAUUGGGUGUUAUAUAUUGUUGAAUCCUAUUGUACCGUAAAAAUAGAUUUGUGUUGCAGUUCCCUUCUCCUUUGAAGCGAUGUAACUUUACUUUGGUUUGUACGAUGUUACUGUAAAUAAAAUUUACGAGAAAGUACCCCUUUGCCUUUGGCAGACAA